AUGAUAAAAGUGACCGCUCUAUUAGCACUGGCUGCUGCGGCCCAGGCACAUACAGUUGCUUGGACUAAAGGCAUGUAUUGCUUCGGAGGUCCAGAUCUUUCUACCGACAACGCCAAUACCAAUACUGCGGUCGCACCACUGUACAACCUCGCCCGCGAGGAUUGGUGGUUCCAGCACGACCGCGGCUGUGAUGCUGCACCCCCUGCAGAUGGCGACAUACUUGAGCUUCCUGCUGGCGGCAAGUUCACUGUCGAGCUGGCCCACAACCGGGCCCAAACCUCGCUUUCAUACGACGGAAAGUACAGCUCUGCUUGGCCGGAUGGGAAAGACCACCCAGAAGACUGGGCUGGUCCUGGAAAUCCCCCUGAAUGUAUUCAGGAUGAUGGGGCAAUGCAUACCAACAAUCAGUCCACGGCUGCCGGUACCGCAUUUGCCAUCAGCUACCAGUCCGACUUGAGCAAGGUCACAAUGGAAAACCUAGCUGUGUUCACUGUUCUGGAGCACACUCCAUGGAAGCGUGAGGCUACUUAUGAGGUCCCCCGCCGAUCUCCCUCCUUGCCCAGAGGGUGGCUGCACCUGCGCGUGGCUCUGGGCUCCGAAUGGAUGUGGACAGCCGAAUAUGUCGCGCCAGCUCAGAUCGCCAAAUACUGUGAUGAUGACAUUACAAAGUGUGUCAAGGGUGCCAAGCAGAUGAUUGCCUUUAACCAGCAAACUGGGAACAAUGUUCAAGUACCCGAUGGCAAGACACCCAUGUACAACAAGGCAUGGGGAUGGGAAUCUGCUUUCUUUUACCUCGAAGGCGCCCAAAACGACAUUUUCGCUUGA
Molecule: messenger RNA, 825 nt
Organism: Penicillium waksmanii
Lineage: Eukaryota; Fungi; Ascomycota; Eurotiomycetes; Eurotiales; Aspergillaceae
Product: lignocellulolytic auxiliary activity family 14 protein
Exons: 6
Coding region: 1-825 (274 amino acids)
Source: RefSeq, a predicted model, not a curated record